AUGUCCUGCUUUCGCACAAGCCGUGCUGCGGAUAUAGCUGCAUGUUUUAAUGUGCCUUCGCCAACACAACUUACAAUAACAGCUGAAAAUUUUAAGACUUUCCUGUACUGGCAAUACCCAGCUAUUUCUGAAACUGCUUAUUUUACAGUAGAAAUCAAACCUUACAAUCUUGGUACUUAUAAGACCAUCUUGAGUUGUGUGAACAUUUCGGCUCAUUUUUGUGAUAUCUCGGGAGAAAUAGAAGACCCCUUUUCCUCCCAUUGGCUUCGAGUUAAAGCUGCUGUUGAGUCAGAACAAUCUGAGUAUGCUGAAUCAAGCGAGUUUAUUUUGCAACAGCAUGUAAAAAUAGGACCGCCUGUGUUGCAUCUCUCAAGGCACAGUGACAAAAUCAUCGUUGAUAUUUACCAACCUGCAUUUCCCUCUGAGGAGCUUUGUCCUUGGAUCAGUAAGGCGGAUGUCGUAUACACAGUGACCUUGGGGGACAGUAAAAAUCAGAGCAAAGAGGAAUUCUUUCCCGAAGAUUGUAAUUUAAAGAAAUGUAGCAUAGACAUCCCAAUUUCUUCUGAAGGUUCCAUUUAUUGUGUUUCAGCGAAGGGAAGUUUCUAUAAUGAUCUGAUACUUGGUGCCCCAUCAGAAGAAAGCUGCAUUCCUAUUCCUCUCAAGCUGACUUUGAGUAAGAUAAUUCUAAAAAUCUACAAUGGUUUAUUUUCCAAACUUGACAAUUUUUUCUCCAACCUCCUAGGCUCAACAAAUGUUGUAAUUGUGGUUGGUGUUAUCCUCAUCUUUGGUCUAUUUUUGGGUAUGUUUUAUGGCUACAAGAAAUUAAAGAAAAAGAACAUAAAGCUGCCUAAGUCUUUGGUUAGUGUGAUAAGAAACCUAAACACAAACAGAUUUCUAGAACCAAAACCAGAGACAAAAUGCAACUCUGUGGUCAGUCUCAUGCCAGAUGAGCCAGCGUCGCCAGCUGAUGAAGAAGUGCACCCGCUGAAGGUAGAGCAAAAGGAAGGAAUCACUAAUCCUGAGAAUUCCAGCGAAGGAGCGUCUUCUAUUUUCCUGACAGAGGUACAAGGCAACUCAGGAGAGGUUUCUGUGCAGGAAAGCACAGGGCAGGUGUCCUCUGAUGAUGAACAAAAUCAUAAAGGGAGAGGGAGUUAUUUCCCUUCUGACAAUAACCAGACAGAGAUAUGCAGUAACUGUUCAGAUGCCGAGGUUCCUACCACAGAAGUACAACAAACAGUCCAUCCAAGCAGCACGCUCAAGUUUUCGGGCUAUGACAAGCCUCACGUGCCAAUAGAUAUGUUGAUAGAUGUUGGUGAAGAACGGCCCGUGGUUGCAUACAGGCCCACCGAGCAACCAGGAUAGCUGCAAUAUUGAACCAGAACUCAUGAAGAACAGCAUUAC
Tinamus guttatus (white-throated tinamou) is the source of this 1401-nucleotide messenger RNA. The record is from RefSeq and is a predicted model, not a curated record. Lineage: Eukaryota; Metazoa; Chordata; Aves; Tinamiformes; Tinamidae.